Molecule: messenger RNA, 13403 nt
Organism: Manis javanica (Malayan pangolin)
Lineage: Eukaryota; Metazoa; Chordata; Mammalia; Pholidota; Manidae
Source: RefSeq, a predicted model, not a curated record
CGGCGGUGGAGGAACAGUUUGUUCUGAGCACCGAAUGGGGCAUACCCGGAAGUGGCGCCUUACAGGAGCCGCGCCGGCGCCGGGGCCGGGUGGCAGUACCGGGAGGUGAAGGGGACGCUACUGUACUGCAUGGCCUUCUUUGACUCCACGGCACCCUAAAAGAUGCUGGAGUCGUAUGUGACUCCAAUUUUAAUGAGCUAUGUGAAUCGCUACAUCAAGAAUUUGAAGCCAUCAGAUCUACAGCUUUCACUAUGGGGCGGAGACGUGGUUCUCAGCAAGCUCGAGUUAAAGUUGGAUGUGCUGGAACAGGAAUUGAAGUUACCAUUCACUUUUUUAAGUGGACAUAUUCACGAAUUAAGGAUCCAUGUACCAUGGACAAAACUGGGUUCAGAACCAGUGGUAAUUACCAUCAAUACAAUGGAAUGCAUUUUGAAACUUAAAGAUGGAAUGCAGGAUGACCAUGAAAGCUGUGGUUCUAAUUCUACCAACCGUAGUACUACUGACAACACAAAAUCAUCAGUAAAACCCCGAAGAAUUCAGCAGGUUGCUCCCACAGAUCCUGACUUACCACCAGGUUAUGUGCAAAGUCUGAUUAGACGAGUUGUAAAUAAUGUAAAUAUUGUUAUAAAUAAUCUCAUACUAAAAUAUGUUGAAGAUGAUAUUGUUCUUUCAGUCAAUAUUACUUCUGCAGAAUGCUAUACAGUAGGUGAAUUAUGGGAUCGUGCAUUCAUGGAUAUUUCUGCAACUGAUCUGGUGCUGAGAAAGGUUAUCAAUUUUUCCGACUGUACAGUUUGCCUUGAUAAACGAAAUGCUAGUGGUAAAAUAGAAUUUUACCAGGAUCCUUUAUUGUACAAAUGUUCCUUCAGAACUCGUCUGCAUUUUACAUAUGACAACCUAAAUUCCAAGAUGCCAUCUGUUAUUAAAAUUCAUACAUUAGUGGAGAGUUUGAAACUUUCUAUCACAGAUCAACAACUACCUAUGUUUAUCCGUAUAAUGCAACUUGGGAUUGCUCUUUACUAUGGAGAAAUAGGCAAUUUUAAAGAUGGAGAAACAGAAGAUCCUUUCUGUCACAAUAAAGAUAUGUUAGGAAACAUUACAGGUAAACUCACUGAAAUGCAAGCUGAGAGUAGUUAUUACAGCCCUCAAAAAGUAAAAUCUAAAGAAGCAUUGUGUUGGGAGCAGGAAGGAACUACAGUUGAGGCCCUUAUGAUGGGAGAGCCUUUCUUUGAUUGCCAGAUUGGUUUUGUAGGUUGCAGAGCCAUAUGCCUUAAAGGAAUUAUGGGUGUUAAAGAUUUUGAAGAGAAUAUAAAUAGAAGUGAAACUGAAGCCUGUUUCUUCAUUUGUGGUGAAAGUUUGAGUAUGAAAGGUUUAACAUACCUUACAAAUUCAUUGUUUGAUUACCGAAGCCCAGAAAAUAAUGGUACUCGUGCAGAAUUUAUCUUGGAUGCAGCUCAUCAUAAGGAGACAUAUACUGAGAUGGCUGGAAUUCAAAGAUUUGGGGCUUUUUACAUGGAUUAUCUCUAUACAUUGGAGAACACCAGUGGCAAAGGUUCUGGAAAUCAACAAGACUUUUCUUCAGGAAAAAGUGAAGAUUUGGGAACAGUUCAGGAGAAGUCUACCAAAAGCCUUGUUAUAGGUCCUCUUGAUAUUAAGGAUGAAAAUGAUACAGUACUGAAUACUGAGGAGGUGGCAUCUUUGGAGGAAUAUAUUCCUACUCGACAUACAAGUGUUACUCUACUCAAAUGUACCUGCACAGUUUCCAUGGCUGAAUUCAACUUGCUGGAUCAUUUACUACCUGUCAUUAUGGGAAAAAAGAGUUCAAGUAACUUCAUGAAUACCACCAACUUCCAGUCUCUUCGGCCCUUGCCAUCCAUUCAGAUAUUGGUGGAUAAAAUUAAUCUGGAACAUUCUGUGCCAAUGUAUGCUGAGCAGUUGGUGCCUGUGGUCAGCAGCCUUUCUCAGCCUUCUGAUAAUCUGCUUCACUAUUGCUAUUCACACUGCUACCUUAAGAUAUUUGGUUUCCAGGCAGGACUGAUGUCUUUGGAUUGUAGGGGAUCUUACUGCUUACCUGUACCGAUUAUUCCCUCUUUCAGCACUGCUCUUUAUGGUAAACUUCUGAAACUACCCACAUGCUGGGCCCAAAGAUCUCAGAUUGCUAUAAAUGAAGGCAUAUUUGAACUUCCAAAUCUCACAAUUCAAGCUACCAGGGCACAGACACUUCUGCUGCAAGCAGUAUAUCAAAGUUGGUCUCAUAUUGGAAAUGUCAGCUCUUCAGCAGUGAAUGAAGUUUUGAUGAAUGAAGUUUUCCAAAGUAUAGGUGUGAAAUCUAAGAAUCCCCUGCCAACUCUUGAGGGCUCAGUCCAGAAUGUUGAACUGAAGUACUGCAGUACAUCAUUGGUCAGAUAUGCCUCUGGGACCAUGGGAUCAAUAAAAAUUUGUGCCAAAGCCCCAGGUGAUAGUGGAAAGGAGAAGUUGAUUCCAUUGCUUCAGGGUCCUUCUGACACUAAAGACCUUCAUAGCAGCAAGUGGCUCAAUGAGAGUAGAAAGCCAGAAUCUCUCUUAGCUCCAGAUUUGAUAGUCUUCACAGUCCAAGUUCCACAAUAUAUAGACUACUGCCAUAAUUCUGGUGCUGUUCUUCUUUGUAGUAUACAAGGACUAGCAGUUAAUAUUGACCCAGUCUUAUAUACUUGGCUCACUUAUCAACCUCAGAAACGAGCCAAUAGACAUAUGCAGCAGCAGCCUGUGGUAGCUGUUCCUCUUGUUAUGCCAGUUUGCAGAAGGAAAGAAGAUGAGGUGUCUGUUGGAAGUGCGCCCUUGGCAAAGCAACAAUCAUAUCAGGCCUCUGAAUAUGCCAGCAGCCCUAUAAAAACAAAAACAGUAACAGAAUCCCGACCAUUGUCAGUUCCUGUGAAAGCUAUACUGAAUAUAUCUGAAGGCUGUGGAAGUCCUGAAGAAAGAAUGAAAGAAUUUAUUGGAGUAGUAUGGAAUGCUGUGAAGAGUCUCACAUUGCAGCUUGAAGUACAAUCUUGUUGUGUGUUCAUUCCAAAUGAUAGCCUGCCUUCCCCAAGUACAAUUGUAUUUGGAGACAUUCCUGGAACAGUAAGAAGUUGGUACCAUGGACAAACCAUCAUGCCAGGAACACUUGUCCUCUGUUUGCCUCAAAUAAAGAUUAUUAGUGCUGGCCACAAGUAUAUGGAACCUCUGCAGGAGAUUCCAUUUGUCAUCCCACGACCCAUCCUUGAAGAAGGUGAUGCUUUUCCUUGGACUAUCAGCUUGCAUCAUUUCAGCUUAUAUACCCUUUUCGGAAAACAAGUGACACUUUGCUUAGUGGAACCUAUGGGUUGUACCUCUACUCUGGCUGUCACAUCUCAGAAACUACUUGUUACAGGACCUGAUACAAGGCAUUCAUUUGUUGUCUGUCUCCAUGUUGACCUAGAGUCACUUGAGAUAAAAUGCUCAAACCCUCAGGUGCAGCUUUUAUAUGAACUAACUGAUAUCAUGAAUAAGGUCUGGAAUAAGAUUCAAAAGAGAGGCAGUCUCAGCCUUCCUUCAGCCUAUGCAGAGAGCAUGGCAGGGCCUGUCCCGGGCUCUCCAGUCAGGAGCAGCAUAGGCACAGCUCCUCCAGACACCAGCACAUGCAGCCCAUCUGCUGAUGUUGGAACUACUACUGAGGGAGAUUCUGUGCAAGCAGGUGAUGACUCACCAUUCUCAGAUUCUGUUACCUUGGAACAAACUACAAGUAACAUUGGUGGGUCCAGUGGACGUGUUAGUCUGUGGAUGCAGUGGGUGCUCCCUAAAAUUACUGUAAAGCUCUUUGCUCCGCAUCCUGAAAAUAAAGGCUCAGAUAUAUAUAUNGUCAGUGAACUAGAAGAUCUCAGUGCUUCCAUAGAUGUCCAGGAUGUAUAUACCAAAGUGAAAUGUAAAAUAGAAAGUUUCAAUAUUGAUCACUAUAGAAGCAGGCCAGGGGAAGGUUGGCAGUCAGGACAUUUUGAAGGAGUAUUUCUACAGUGCAAAGAAAAACCUGUGACAACUGCAAAGCUUCUAGAUGGCUCUCAUCAGCAGCAUGGAUUUCUCUCUUUGACAUAUACAAAAGCUGUAACAAAAAAUGUCCGCCACAAGUUAACAUCAAGAAAUGAGCGAAGAAGUUUUCAUAAGUUAUCUGAAGGUUUAACGGAUGGUUCCCCUCAUUUUCUUCAUGAAAUUCUUCUUUCAGCACAAGCUUUUGAUAUUGUCCUUUGUUUUCCUUUACUUAAUGCCAUUGCAAGUAUAUUUCAAGCAAAACUACCAAGGACCCAAAAAGAGAAAAGAAAAUCUCCUGGUCAGCCUAUGAGGACCCAUACACUGACUUCACGCAAUUUACCUUUGAUUUAUAUCAACACAAGUGUAAUUAGAAUUUUUGUUCCAAAAACAGAAGAAAUGCAGGCAACUAUUGAAGUUAAUCAGGCAUCAAAAGAAGACACCAUGGUUUUGAAGAUUGGCUCUGUUGCUAUGGCUCCCCAGGCUGACAAUCCCCUUGGCAGAUCUGUCCUCAGGAAAGAUAUUUACCAGAAAGCACUGAAUUUAGGAAUUCUUCGAGACCCGGGAUCAGAAAUUGAAGAUAGACAAUAUCAGAUAGACCUGCAAUCCAUCAAUAUUGGUACUGCACAGUGGGAUCAACUAAAACCAGAGAAGGAAGGUGGCACAGGAGGGGUGCUAAAAGAGAGUGAAAGAAAUUCUCAAAAUCCAGCCCUUGAGUGGAAUAUGGCCAGCAGUAUACAGCAUCAUCAAGAAAGAAGAGCAAUUUUGACUCCCAUUUUAACAGAUUUUUCUGUCCGAAUAACUGGAGCACCUGCCAUCAUUUUCGCCAGAGUAAUUUCUCCAGAAAAUAUGCAUACUGAGGAGAUUUUAGUGUGUGGCCAUUCCUUAGAAGUGAAUAUAACCACAAACCUGGACUUCUUCCUAAGUGUGGCUCAAGUUCAACUCUUACAUCAGUUAAUAGUAGCAAAUAUGACUGGACUGGAACCGUCAAGCAAGGCCACAGAGGUCUGUAAGCAAGAACAGAAAAAAAUGGAUACAUUUGAUGGAAGCAUGACUGAAACUUCAUCUCGGUAUAGUGGUGCUCAGGAUAGUGGAAUUGGCAGUGACAGUGUUAAAAUCAGAAUAGUACAAAUCGAGCAGCACAGUGGUACCAGUCAGCACCGCAUUGCCCGUCCAUCACGCCAUUCAUCGAUUGUAAAAAAUCUAAAUUUUAUUCCCUUCGACGUGUUUAUUACUGCAAGUAGAAUCUCAUUAAUGACCUAUUCCUGUACAGCCUUACCCAAAUCGAAAUUGCAAGAACAUAAGGAUAAUGAAAACACAGGCAAGAGUUCAUUAAAUCUCCCAGAAGUUGAUUCAGAUGUUGCUAAGCCCAGCCAGGCAUGUAUUUCCACAGUAACAGCAGAAGAUCUCUUAAGCAGCACCAUGUCUUUUCCUUCGGGGAAAAAGAUAGGGGUCAUCUCUCUCGAAAGCCUUCAUGCAGCCACAAGGUCAUCUGCUAGACAAGCACUUGGGGUAACUAUUGUUCGGCAGCCUGGGCGAAGAGGAACUGGAGACUUGCUGCUAGAACCCUUUUUGUACUUCGUUGUGUCCCAGCCUUCUUUGCUUCUGAGUUGUCACCACAGAAAGCAGCGAGUGGAAAUAUCCAUUUUCGAUGCUGUGCUUAAAGGGGUAUCCUCUGAUUACAAAUGUACAGAUCCUGGGAAGACUCUCCCUGAAGCCCUUGAUUACUGCACAGUUUGGCUGCAGACAGUGCCUGGAGAAAUAGACAGCAAAAGUGGUAUUCCACCUUCCCUUGUAACCCUACAAAUUAAAGACUUUCUUAAUGGACCAGCAGACAUCAACUUGGACAUAGCAAAGCCUUUGAAAGCAAACCUGAGUUUUACCAAGCUGGACCAGAUAAACCAUUUUUUAAAGAAGAUAAAAAAUGUACACAGCAAAGAGACAUCAGCCUUGUUGGACACCAUGCUGAAUCAAGAUGAGCUUGCAGACUCUAAAUGUUACCGUGGAAAGUUGUCUAAACCUAAAGUUCGUGGUGAUGGAACACAAAAGAUUCCAUUUCAAGAAAACUUGUGGAGAACUAUUUCCUGCUUUCAAAAAAUUUCUGUCCAUACUACUCAAAUUGUGGUCUCCAUGGAAACUGUCCCCCAUCCUAACAAACCAUGCCUGUUAGCAUCUUUAUCAGCCUUCAGUGGGAGCCUGAAUGUCAAAGCAGCACAAAAAGUACCUGGCUUCAUUCUUGGGUCAUCAUUUCUACUCAGCAUAAAUGAUUUUCUCCUUAAAACAAAUCUCCGAGAAAGAAGUCGGAUUCUGAUGGGACCAUGUUGUGCUACUGCCAAUCUGGAAGCAAAAUGGUGUAAACACAGUGGCAGUCUAGGCCCGGAACAGUCUGUACCAAAAAUAUCCAUUGAUUUAAGAGGAGGUCUGCUACAGGUUUUCUGGGGUCAAGAACAUUUGAAUUGUUUAGUUCUUCUAUAUGAGUUACUCAGUGGAUACCUUAAUGAGCAGGGAAAUUUUGAAGCACAAGUUUCUGAAGCAAUACUACAAAUGUCAUCUCUUGUGGAAAAGAAUCAGAUGUUUAAAAGUGAACAAAGUUCAGAUGACCUACGGACAGGUCUAUUUCAGUAUAUACGAGAUGCUGAACCUUUGAAAAUGCCUGGUGUCUAUGAAGUCCUGUUUUACAAUGAAACUGAAGAUAACCCAGGGAUGAUGUUAUGGAGAUAUCCAGAACCUAGAGUGCUCACUCUUGUUCGAAUAACUCCCGUGCCCUUCAACACCACAGAGGAUCCAGAUAUUAGCACAGCAGACCUUGGUGAUAUGCUGCAGAUUCCUUGUAGUUUGGAAUACUGGGAUGAACUCCAGAAGGUUUUCGUUGCAUUUCGAGAAUUUAGUCUGUCUGAAAGCAAAGUGUGUGAACUGCAGUUGCCAGAUAUCAAUCUUGUGAAUGACCAGAAGAAACUGGUAUCCUCGGAUCUUUGGAGAAUUGUCUUGAACAGCAGUCAGAGUGCAGCUGAUGACCAAAGCUCUGCAAGUGAAUCUGGUUCUCAAAGCACUUGUGACCAACUUGUAACCCCACCAGCCCUGGCUGCAUGUACCAGAGUCGACUCCUGCUUUACCCCGUGGUUUGUCCCAUCUCUCAGCAUUUCCUUCCAGUUUGCUCACCUGGAGUUCCGUCUUUGUCAUCACCUUGAUCAACUGGGCACAGCUCCACCACAAUACCUGCGGCCAUUUCUUUCUGAUAAAAAUGUGCCAUCAGAACUAGAAUACAUGAUUGUUUCCUUCAGAGAACCACACCUGUAUCUUCGGCAGUGGAACAAUAGUUCUACCUGUCAGGAGAUCCAAUUCUCAGCUCAAGCAGACUGUAAACUUCUGGAGUGCAGAAAUGCCACGAUGCAAAGCAUGGUGAAGCCCUUCAGCAUCUUUGGACAGAUUGCAGUUUCCAGUUAUGCAGUAGAAAAGCUGCUUGACUGCACCAUCACCAUUGACUCUGUAUUUGUAAACUUUGGGCAACAUGUAGUUCAUUCUCUCAGCACUGCAAUACAAGCUUGGCAACAGAACAAAUGCCCUGAGGUAGAGGAGCUGGUCUUCAGCCAUUUUGUGAUCUGUAAUGACACACAGGAGACACUGCGGUUUGGCCAGGUGGAUUCUGAUGAAAAUAUUCUGCUGGCGAGUCUCCAUAGUCACCAGUACAGCUGGCGCUCUCACAAAUCCCCACAGCUGUUGCACAUCUGUAUUGAAGGUUGGGGCAAUUGGCGUUGGUCAGAGCCCUUCAGUGUGGACCAUGUUGGGACUUUCAUUAGAACUAUUCAGUACAAGGGCCGAACUGCUUCACUCAUCAUCAAGGUUCAGCAGUUCAGUGGAGUGCAAAAACAGAUUAUCAUCUUUGGAAGACAGAUCAUCUGUAGUUACUUAUCUCAAAGCAUAGAACUAAAGGUCGUUCAGCAUUAUGUUGGUCAAGAUGGACAAGCUGUAGUUCGAGAACAUUUUGACUGCCUCACAGCCAAACAGAAAUUGCCUUCAUACAUCCUAGAAAACAGUGAACUGACAGAGUUGUGUGUGAAGGCCAAAGGUGAUGAAGACUGGUCAAGAGAUGUGUGCCUGGAAUCCAAGGCCCCUGAGUAUAACAUUGUCAUUCAGGUGCCAUCUUCAAACAGUUCCAUAAUUUAUGUCUGGUGCACAGUUUUGACUUUAGAACCCAACUCUCCAGUGCAACAACGAAUGAUUGUGUUCAGCCCUCUUUUUAUCAUGAGGAGUCAUCUAGAAGAAGAUGAUCCUUCACAUUGUGCAGUUCCCAUCUCAACAUCCCUCAUUAAGCAAAUAACCACUAAGAUACACCCUGGAGGCACAGUUAAUCAGAUCCUUGAUGAAUUUUAUGGGCCAGAAAAAUCCCUUCAACCCAUGUGGCCCUAUAAUAAAAAGGAUUCUGACAGGAAUGAACAGCUGAGUCAGUGGGAUAGCCCGAUGCGAGUGAAGCUGUCAGUCUGGAAGCCAUAUGUUAGAACCUUGUUGAUAGAACUUCUGCCCUGGGCCCUGCUUGUCAAUCAGUCCAAGUGGGACCUCUGGCUCUUUGAAGGAGAGAAGAUUGUUCUCCAGGUUCCUGCUGGCAAAAUUAUUAUCCCUCCUAAUUUUCAGGAAGCUUUUCAAAUUGGAAUAUACUGGGCAAGUACAAAUACUGUGCACAAGUCAGUAGCAAUUAAACUGGUCCAUAACCUGACUUCUCCAAAGUGGAAAGAUGGAGGUAAUGGUGAAGUUGUAUCUUUGGAUGAAGAUGGGUCCGUUGAUGCUGAAAUAAGACUUGGUGCUUUCCCAGGACAUCAGAAGUUAUGUCAGUUCUGCAUUUCUUCCAUGAUACAGCAAGGCAUACAAAUUAUUCAGAUUGAAGAUAAAACUACCAUAAUCAAUAAUACGCCAUAUCAGAUAUUUUAUAAACCACAAUUAUCUGUCUCCAAGCCCCAUUCUGGAAAGGAGUAUUUUCCCAUUCCAGAUAGUGCUACAUUCAGCGUCUGCCCAGGUGGAGAGCAGCGUGCUGUGAAAUCCAGCUCCCUGCCUUGCUGGGACUUAAGGCCUGACAUCAGUCAGUUGCCUUUGGAUGCAUCCCUGCUUCAGAAGCAGAUCUUGCUGGCCUUUGCUCCUGACGCAGGUGCUGACCACUCACGGGGCUGGAGCCUGCCAGCGAUGGUUAGGCAAGACUUUCCCAGGCAAAGUGUGGCUGUGCCCUUCCAGAAUUGUAGGGAAAAUGGAUUUUGUACCAGGGCUAUCGCACUGACAUAUCAAGAGCACUUUGGGGUGAUCUAUUUAACCCUCUCAGAAGACCCAAGUCCUCGAAUAAUCUUCCAUAACAGAUGUCCAGUAACGAUACUUAUAAAGGAAAAUCUUAAAGAUAUUCCAAAGUUUGAGGUUUAUUGCAGAAAAGUUCCUUCUGAGUGCUCCAUUCAUCAUGAGCUAUAUCAUCAGAUUUCCAGUUAUCCGGACUGCAAGACCAAAGACUCUCUUCCUAGCCUCCUUUUGAGAGUAGACUUGCUGGAUGGAACGACAACGGAAUGGAGUGAUGCCAUUGACAUCAACAGUCAGGGAACACAGGUUGUGUUCCUGAUUGGCUUUGGCUGUGUAUAUGUGGACAUUGUCCAUCAGUGUGGCACAGUCUUCAUCACUGUGGCCCCAGAAGGAAAAGCAGGACCUAUUUUAACCAAUACCAACAGAACCCUGGAGAAGAUUGUGACGCUCAAAGGGCUCAUCACUCAGUUGAGCCUGGCAGUCUUUGAUGACCUGACCCACCACAAAGCAUCAUCGGAGCUCCUGAGGCUCACACUGGACGGAGUCUUUCUCCACGUGGCCCCUGCAGCGGGCCACCUCCCCGGGGACGAGCCUGCUGCCGCGCUCUGUGAGCUCUACUGCGUGGAGGUCUACUGUGGGGACCUGCAGUUGGACAACCAGCUGUAUAACAAGUCCAACUUCCACUUUGCUGUCUUGGUCUGCCAGGAAGAGAAAACAGAACCUACUCUGUGCUCCCAAAUGCAGAGUCUCUUUGUGUCCGGCAAAGAUUUGGAAGAGUACAAGAAAAAUUGUUUUAUCAAACUUUGUCUCACCUUAACUGAGGGCGAGAGCUGCAUGUUUGAUAUUAAUGAGCUCAGUUUUGAAUUGAAACCUGCCCGGUUAUAUGUGGAAGAUACAUUUGUAUAUUAUGUCAAAACUUUGUUUGAGACCUACCUUCCUAGCAGUGACCCGGCGGGUCGCCCCACGAGACUCCGGGGCGGCGCACAGGUGCUGCCCAUGCAGGUUCGACAGCAUGCCAGGGCCUUGGUGAAUCCUGUGAAGUUGCGAAAACUGGUGAUACAGCCAGUGAGUCUCCUCGUCAGCAUCCAUGCUUCCCUCAAGCUGUACAUAGCCUCUGACCACACCCCGCUCUCCUUCUCGGUGUUUGAACGAGGCCCCAUCUUCACUACAGCCAGGCAGCUCGUCCACGCCCUGGCAAUGCACUAUGCCGCUGGGGCGCUUUUCAGAGCAGGCUGGGUGGUUGGAUCUCUGGAAAUCCUCGGCAGCCCAGCCAGUUUGGUGAGAAGCAUUGGGAAUGGGAUCGCCGACUUUUUUAGGCUUCCGUAUGAGGGGCUGACCCGAGGCCCAGGAGCCUUUGUGAGUGGAGUUUCCAGAGGGACGACAUCAUUUGUAAAGCACAUUUCCAAAGGCACCCUCACCUCCAUCACCAACCUGGCCACCAGCCUCGCCCGGAACAUGGACCGGCUCUCGCUGGACGAGGAGCACUGCACCCGGCAGGAGGAGUGGCGGCGGCAGCUCCCAGAGAGCCUGGGCGAAGGGCUGCGGCAGGGCCUGUCCCGCCUGGGCAUCAGCCUCCUGGGUGCGAUUGCUGGUAUUGUUGAUCAGCCAAUGCAGAACUUCCAGAAAACAUCUGAGGCUCAUGCUUCAGCAGGACACAAGGCCAAGGGUGUCAUCUCAGGCGUGGGGAAAGGAAUCAUGGGGGUGUUCACAAAGCCCAUUGGAGGAGCUGCUGAGCUUGUGUCCCAAACUGGCUACGGUAUUUUACAUGGAGCUGGACUUUCUCAGCUUCCCAAACAGCGCUACCAGCCAAGUGAUCUACAUGCUGACCAGGCUCCAAAUAGCCACGUCAAAUAUGUCUGGAAAAUGCUGCAGUCUCUGGGCAGACCAGAGGUCCACAUGGCCCUGGAUGUGGUUCUGGUGAGGGGCUCAGGCCAGGAGCAUGAAGGGUGCUUGCUGCUGACAUCAGAAGUGCUCUUCGUGGUGAGUGUCAGCGAGGACACACAGCAGCAGGCCUUCCCCAUCACGGAGAUCGACUGUGCACAAGACAGCAAGCAGAGCAACCUGCUGAUCAUGCAGCUGAAGCAGCCAAGAGUGGCUUGUGAUGUGGAGGUGGACGGAGUCCGCGAGAAACUGUCUGAGCAACAGUACAACAGACUCGUGGACUACAUCACAAAGACGUCCUGUCACCUGGCUCCCAGCUGCUCUUACAUGCAGACACCAUGCCCUGUAGUGGCUAUGGAACCUCUCCCCUCCACUGUGAAAACAUACCAUUAUAUGGUUGAUCCACAUUUUGCUCAAGUCUUUGUUAGUAAAUUUACUAUGGUGAAAAAUAAAGCCCUGCGGAAAGGCUUCCCUUGAGUCCCAGCUAAGGAACUGCAGCUGUGCAAUUUGUUUUUGAAAAAGAAACCAAACUAGCACUAACAUCUGAUACGGACACAAGGCCAACACUUUUCUAUAGUUUUAUAGGUAUAGUAAUUUUCUAGCAUCUUCUAAAGUUAAUUCAGAUUCUUAUCCCUAAAAUUAAGAAGAUACUUUACUUUAAAAUGGAGUGAUUAAAAAACACAUUCCUUUCUCACCUGGGAACAACAAUUAACAAAAUCUAAGUGUUGUAGUCUUGUCACACAGAAAAUGUAUAUUCUUUUUUGCUCUGUAAUGGUAUUUGCUAAAAUUUUGACUAUAGUUAGGAUCUUUUAUAUAAUUAGGAUCUCUCUGCUAUAAUGGAAAAUAUGGUCAGGCUUUAGAAUGGGAACUUCACCCCCAGUUGUAUCUGUCUUUAGGAUGAGACAUGAUCUUUGCCUUAUACCCUCAUCUGCAAAGGUUUGGAUUCUUCAAAUUAAAUUAAAUGCUUAGGAUUUUGUUUAAUUGAGUAAAUCUGUGACUUAAAUGCAAUGCUGUCCUUUAAUUGAAAGCUGCUAUGUGUAGUUUUUAAAUAUAGUUUUAAAAAAAACAGUCUGCAUUUUACUGAAAUUUACAAAACAUUUUGACAAACUGUCAGAUACACUGUGGAAAAAAUGUCUUUCCAGUUUGUUUUACUAGGCAAACUUAGAUUAAUCUUGUGUCUACUGAUGAAAAUAGACCCAAAGUGCUCAGGUGAGUUUCUUUGUUUCUAUAAAUAAAACAUACUAAGCACUCCCUUUGACAGGCCCCUGCGGAAAGGGUCUGAGGAUUCACAUACCCUGGUGCACCAUGUACCCUGGUGCACCACGUACGCUGGAGCCAAGAACACCGUCAACCUUAACAAUGUACCAGUCCAAGUAGUUUAUUUUGCUGAACUGACUUGAUCAAGCAUAAAAGUAUUCCUCAUGUCUGAUACUAUUUUUCAUUUAAGGAUGGGUUUGGCUCAAGAUCCUGGGUCACCAAGUAGCUUCAAUAUUCAGUAAAUAUCUUACACACUGAUUAAAACACAUUUUUACUGAUUACUUCGAAACCUGGGCCUAUAAUCUGUUACCAACAACUGUGAGAUGGUAGGAAAACUCAGUUUCAAAUGCCCACUGAUCUUUAAGUUUCACAUAUUAUUGGGCAUAAGAAGUCACUGCAUAGUUGUUUCUGGAAGAGACUUAAUGGACAAUUCAGGCUGAGUAUAGAAAAUGGUUCCUCCACUAGUCUGCUGUGUCAUACUCAUUCAGGAAAGUGACAGUUUGGUCAAUUAACUUCAAGAAUAACUAUUUUUAAGAAUAUAAAUAUUCUUGUAUCUUUUACGGUGAUUUUGCAUACUACUUCUAAGAAUUGUUAAAUAAAAUUGUUUCAAAUAAAAGGAAUCCUUGAAUUACCACACAUAAGUGUAUUACCACAUAUUUUUAAAGUGCAGGUUUUCACUGAUAACUAGGUUUAAAACUGCUCAUAUUAUUAAGACAAGAAUUUUGCACAUGAGUUAAAGUUUUUGUUAUCCUAAUAAAAUGGAGAAAGGUCCUGUUAGCUUUUCGUUAAAGCAAUAUGGGGUAAAGAACUUUAAAUUUCAACUGUCUAUUCCCUCUGUCUGGUUGACCAACAGGGCUACCAAGCAGUAACAAUGAAGCCCACAGACCUAUUUUAUUGAAAAAGAGUCUCUAUCCCUUCUGAAACCCCACAGUAUAGACACAUGGUCUCAGGACCAAGAAACUGUGCCUAGCAGUAUC